GUAGGAAGAGACUCUUCGAGAGAAGGGUGGAUAUUCUAUCUAGGGGCUACAUUGUAACAAUUAAGAAAUGUAUGUAGCCCGUAAUCUAGGUAACAUUUUAACCAUCUAAAUUGUAACUAUUUAAAAUACAUAUAGUUGGCAAUUGUAGCCAUUAGGCAAACAAAUGCUUAGCCACACGACAGUGUAAUUUAAUUAUCAAGAAGUUCUCUAGUAGGAAGUUGACUUUCACCUCAUAGGCUACGAAAAGGGGGCUUUCUCAGAAAGACAAACACGUAAUGUAACCCAGGCUACUUCAAUAGCAGAUCGGACGAAUUGUCAACGAGAUUUCAAAGAAAAUGUCGAUCUCACUUCUGACUGUCUUUCUUGCGGAAGCAAUACUCUGCACAGUUUCAGGUGAACAGCUCUACAGAAAAGUGGGAGAGGAUCUUGUGUUGACGCCUGKCAAGUCCACAGUYCKUGACCCCAUCACAAGCAUCCUAUGGAAGCAUGGGAAGAACAAGGUGGCAGAGUGGGACAAGGAUWUUYGUGUUCUGGACAUCUAUGSUGCCUUCAAAGAGCGUACAACCCUGYACCAGAAUACUGGAGAGCUGAGAAUCAGUGGAUUGAAGAAAACAGACAGUGGAGUUUAUUCUGUGGAGUURAACAGCAAACWGCUUGACAAGACAUAUAAACUAUCUGUUAUCAAGGCAGUCCCCAAACCCACAAUCACUUCUUCCUGUAACCCAGACAAAACCUCCUGCACUCUGACCUGUGAGGGCGACACCACUGAUGCUGAACCCGUCACCUACAGCUGGAAAGUGGGAGAGAGAGCAUCGGAGGUUGUAGACAAACAGAUGAAUGUCUCUAAGAACGACACUGGCAAAUCAACCAACAGUUACAAGUACUUCUGCAAGAUGAAMAACUCWGCRGGGGAAGGUGAAGUCAGCGAGCCAGUCGYYCUGGUGUUMGGCUCAGGUGAGAGGACUCUCGUAAGAGUGACAACACUAAAAUCAGCUACACCUGUCAAUUCAAGGACCCUGUGAGCGAGGCCAGUGAAGUCUUUGAUAAAGACCCAUUUGGCCCAGGUGAAAGGCCACUCAUAGUUGUUGUUACACUGCCCAGUAUGUUGUUAUAGCCUAAGACUACUACUUGUAAUGAUAUGUAUGAAUCAGGGAUUGUUGAUAGGUGAGGUACUCAAUAUUAAGAAGGUGUUCCUAAUGUUUGGUAUAGUCAGUGUAGCUGAGGGAUUUGGGAAGAUGGAACAAAAGCAUCUGGACUGGAAAG
Messenger RNA from Salvelinus sp. IW2-2015, 1263 nucleotides. RefSeq lists its product as uncharacterized. The record is from RefSeq and is a predicted model, not a curated record. NCBI's taxonomy places the organism in Eukaryota, Metazoa, Chordata, Actinopteri, Salmoniformes, Salmonidae.